Messenger RNA from Prorocentrum cordatum, 3156 nucleotides. Lineage: Eukaryota; Dinophyceae; Prorocentrales; Prorocentraceae. The record is from the annotation of a GenBank genome assembly.
AUGGCCUCGGGGAGCGAUUUCAUCUCCGUCUUCGCGCGCGUGAAGCCCUCGGAUCAGCCCUCCGCCAGCGUCAGGCUGCCGCCAGGGGGUAGGUCGCUGGAUGUGCUGGUGGCGCGGGGCUCGGAGUCGGUGGAGAGCUUCUCGUAUCCCUUCGCCGAGGUGUUCGGGCCGGACUCCUCGCAGCAGCGGGUCUUCGAUAGGGUGGCCCGGAGCUUAGUGACUGGAGCCCUGGACGGGGUCAACUGCACGCUUUUCGCGUAUGGCCAGACCGGCAGUGGCAAGACUUUCACGAUGUGCGGGGGGAAGGCCAAUUACAUGCGCGACAGGGGCAUCAUCCCACGGACUCUGAGCUCCAUCUUCGACGGGAUCGACUCGCGCGACGAUGGGGUUCUCUACAGCGUUUCCAUGUCCAUGAUCGAAAUUUACAAGGAGGUGGGCAGGGACCUCCUGGCAAGGGUCGCGGCGGAUACCAACAGGGCGCUGCCGCCAGUCACGGUGUCGCUGCGGAAGGGCGAGGAGCCGGUCAUGAUCGGAGCCAAACGCGUGGCCCUCGCCUCCGAGGAGGACGGGCUGCAGCAGUACUGCCAGGGCGAGGUGCACCGCGCCGUCGCGGAGACCGCACACAACCAGCGGUCCUCGCGCUCGCACUGCGUCUGCACGAUCUUCAUCGAGGCGUCCGACCCAGCCACGCAGACGGUGCGGACGUCGAAGAUACAGAUCGUGGACCUGGCAGGCUCGGAGCGGCUGAAGCCCUACGAGAAGGGCUCGCAGGAGACGAAGGGGCUGAUGAACGAGGCCGUAGCCAUCAACCUCUCGCUGCACCACCUGUCCGAGGUGAUCACCGCCCUGGGCAAGAAGGCAAAGGUGGUGCCCCACAGGAACUCUUUUCUCACGAAGCUCCUGAAAGAUGCGCUCGGCGGGAACGCGAAAGCGGCGAUGGUGUGUACAGUGGAUCCGGCCGACGCGUCCCUCCCCGAGACGAUCAACUCCUGUCGAUUUGCGCAGCGGGUCGCGAACGUGAGGACGGCCGCGAAGGUAAACGAGGAGCGAGACCCGCAGCUGCUCAUCGCGGAGCUGAGGCGGAGGAACGCCGAGCUGGAGGCGCUGGCCGCCGGCGGGGGGGCAGGCGACGCAGGGGAGCCGCCCGUCCCGGACGACGAGCUGAGGGUGCGCAUCCAGAACUUCCUGGAGGACGACGGCGGCGGCGCGGCGGGCGGCGCCGCCCUGAAGGUGGGCCCCAUGCCGCAGGGCGCGGUGGCGGCCUUCCGCCUGUUCCGGGAGCUCUUCUGGGAGCGCCUGCGCGCGGGGGGGCGCGCGGCCGACGCCAUCCCGGAGAGCGCGCGCGGGAGCCCCACGGCGGAGCUCUGCGACGACGCGGAGCCGGCCUCCCAGUGCAGGUCCGGGGCGGGCGGCGGCGCGGACCGCGCUGCGCUGGCCGAGUGCCAGGCGGAGUGCCGGAUGCUGCGCGCGGCGCUCGCGGCGCAGCCGCCGCCGCGGCCCACGCGGAAGGCGCCAGCGAGCUCGUCCAGGGAGACGAAGCUUCAGGCCAUGCUGAUCGCCUCCCAGGGCGAGUGCAAGAGGCUCAAGUCCGCGCUCGCGGCCCUCUCGUCGUCGUCCGGAAGGGUGCCGGCGCCGAGGCCGAAGCCCGUCGCGAAGCCGCGGCGCGCGGCGUCCAGCGAGCCGCGCCGAGCGGCGGCCAGCGCGGCGGACUUUGCGGCGAGCGGCGGCCGCAGCUCGCUGGCCCCGAGCGCCGCGGCCACGCUCUCGACGGCGGCGAGGUCCACGUCGAGUGCGCCGAGCCACUCGGCCUCCGCGGACCACGACCGGACCUCCUGCAGCUCCUUUGCCCCACCCCGCCCGCCGCCGCCGGCCGGGGCGGUCGCCGGCGAAGCCGCGCGGCCGCGCUCGGCCCAGGCCAGCGCUUCGGCCGCCGAGGCCGUGGGUGCGGGCGGGACGCUGCUCGGGCCUGCCCUCGCCGCGGCGCUGGCAGAGCCCGCGGCUCCAGUGUCGGAGGACCGCGGCGGGUCUCGGACCUCGGACGCGUGGCUGCGCGCCACGUCUGCGCUCACCGAGGAUGAGCUCGCAGCCUGCGGGAGCCGCUCGGGGGCCUACCGUGUGUUCCUGGCGAAGGACCCUCGCGCUGGCGACAUCUGGCAGGUGGACCUGCAGAGGCAGCGGACCACCAAGAGGGAGCUCAUGGAGGAGGCCAAGAGGCUGGGCGAGGAAGUCGGUGGCAUCAGGGAUGCCAUGGACCAGGUGCAGGUUGCCCUUGACAGCCUCAAGGGAAAGCUUCGCGAGGCUGAGGAUGCGGCCAGCAUAGACUCGUUGGCUCGGCAGCGCGCGGACACGCUGCGCGGCCUCAUCGCUGCCGAGGAGCCCCGGAUAAAAGGGAUCCUGGAGGAGAAGAGCCAGAGCUACCAUCGCGGCAUGGGCCGGCUCAAGGAGAUAAAGCACGAGCUUAUCCAUGCCGACCAUGCCCAGAAGGAGCUGGAGGUGAUGGUGAAGGCGGAAUUCGAGCGCUGGCGCACCCUCGUGGACCAGAGGUACCCCCUGGAGAUCGCUGCCGCGACAGCCGCGGUGGCAGCCGUGGGCUCCGCCGAGGGGUCCGAGGAUGGCUCGCGGACGGGCGUUUCCGAACCGGACGGCGAGGGCCUGCAGGUGGACGAGGGGGUGGCGCUGCAUUUGCGCGGCGAGGCCUCGAUCGCGUACGUGCGGGGCCAGCCCAAGUUCAUGUACGACGUGUCGUGCGAUCUCGCCUUCUCUGGGCUGCACCGCUGCAAGCCGUGCUCGAGGAGCCCCCCUGGCCAGCGGUGCUCCAGCUGCGUGCGAGUCAAGGGGUCGCUGGCCGUGGCGGACUUCAACUGGGCCUGCGAGGGCGACGCGUCUCUGCAGGUGAAAGCCCAGGUGCCGCCCGGGCCGGACCACGUCAAAAAGGCGGACCAGAGGGAGUGCACGAGGCUGGCCGAGGCCAAACUCAUACCAGCGGUCCGCGAGUUCCUCGACGGCUCCGUCUCCGAGUACAAGGCGUUGAGGUCCUCGGACGGCCCCAAGUGGUCGAGCCAGCUGCCUCCCGCCGCGCCCGCCGCCGCGGCGGCCCCCGCGGCGCCCGCCGCCGAGGGGCCGCCGCAGGCUGCCGAGGCGCCGGGGGCGCCGUGA